AUGGUUGAUGGGUGGGCUGGAUUCAGAUUACAUAGUAAACUCAAGUUAUUAAGAGGUGCCCUAAGACAGUGGAAUAGAGAGAUCUUUGGGGAUGUCACAACUAAACUUAAGGUUGUUGAGGAUGAAUUGCAUGAGUUGGAUUUGUUAGCUAAAAAUAGAGACCUAGUAGAAGCAGAAAAGGCAAGAAGAAGAGAGGUGUCUGGUGAGGCUUGGAAACUAAGUAGAUGGGUUAAGUGGAUGUGGCUUCAAAAAGCUAGGCUUGAUUGGACAUUAAAGGGUGACAGAAAUACAAGAUGUUUCCAUAUUAUGGCUACUAGUAAGCAAAGUAGGAAUGGGCUAAACUCUGUUAUGGUUGGGGACAGGGUUUGUGAAGAUCCAGUGGAAAUCAAACAAAAGGUAUGCAGGCAUUUUAUGAACCAUUUUGCUAAGAAGUGGAGGAAUAGACCUACUCUUGAUGGCAAUUUUGGAUCAGUGAGGCUCAGUCAAAAUUUUGAGUUGCUUAAAGUAGAAAUUUCAGAGGAAGAGAUAUGGGCAGCUAUAAAAAACCGUGAGGGGAACAAGGCACCUGACCCGGAUGGGUUUAAUCUACCAUUUGAUAUUCUACUGAAAGCAUUUUUUGGGGAGGCUAUGGUUGAUAGGUGGGCUGAAUUCAGAUUACAUAGUAAACUCAAGUUGUUAAGAGGUGCCCUAAGACAGUGGAAUAGAGAGAUCUUUGGGGAUGUCACAGCUAAACUUAAGGCUGUUGAGGAUGAAUUGCAUGAGUUGGAUUUGUUAGCUAAAAAUAGAGACGUAGUAGAAGCAGAAAAGGCAAGAAGAAGAGAGGUGUCUGGUGAGGCUUGGAAACUAAGUAGAUGGGUUAAGUGGAUGUGGCUUCAAAAAGCUAGGCUUGAUUGGACAUUAAAAGGUGAUAGAAAUACAUGA
Camellia sinensis is the source of this 921-nucleotide messenger RNA. The record is from RefSeq and is a predicted model, not a curated record. NCBI's taxonomy places the organism in Eukaryota, Viridiplantae, Streptophyta, Magnoliopsida, Ericales, Theaceae.